Marmota flaviventris (yellow-bellied marmot) is the source of this 2261-nucleotide messenger RNA. The record is from RefSeq and is a predicted model, not a curated record. Lineage: Eukaryota; Metazoa; Chordata; Mammalia; Rodentia; Sciuridae.
GCAGAACAGUCCUCCCUGUAAGAGCCUAACCAUUGCCAGGGAAACCUGCGCUGGGCGCUGCCUUCAUUAUCAGUAUUUUUUUUAUUAAUCUGAUUAAUAAUUAUUUUCGCCCCAUUUAAUUUUUAUCCUCCCAGGUGGAGUUGCCGGAAGGUGGGGGCACCUAGGGAGGUCGGUAAUGAGAGGGGAGAGGCAGGAGUUGAGGGUAUCUCCCUCUCCCUACCCAGACCCUCUGGCCCCCAAGGGGCAGGAGGAAUGCAGGAGCAGGAGUUGCGAUAGGGAGCUGCAGAUGCCUCUCCCCCUCCCCUCUCCUAGGCUUUCUCUCCUGACCCCUUCCUGCAACUCUCCUUAAUUUUAUUUGGCUUUUUGAUAAUCAGGACUAUUCUUUUUUAUUUUAAUUUAUAUAAAGUAUAUGUGUGUGUGGAGCUGAAACAGGCUCGGCAGCGGCACAGAAUGAGGGAAGAAGAGAAAGACAGAGAGUGGGAGAGAGAGAGAGAGAGAGAGGCAGAGAGAGAGGGAAAGAGGGAGAGUGACAGCAGCGCCCGCGGGGGGCUCAACCCCAAGACCUCCAGAAAUGACGUCAGAAUCAUUUGCAUCCUGGCUGCCUCUACCUGCCUGGUCCAGCUGGGGACCCUGCCUCGCCGUCCCCGUGGCCAGAGGGUUGGAAAUUAAUGAUCAUGAGCUCGUAUUUGAUGGACUCUAACUACAUCGAUCCGAAAUUUCCUCCAUGCGAAGAAUAUUCGCAAAAUAGCUACAUCCCUGAACACAGUCCGGAAUAUUACGGCCGGACCAGGGAAUCGGGAUUCCAGCAUCACCACCAGGAGCUGUACCCACCACCGCCUCCGCGCCCUAGCUACCCUGAGCGCCAGUAUAGCUGCACCAGUCUCCAGGGGCCGGGCAAUUCGCGAGGCCACGGGCCGGCCCAGGCGGGCCACCAUCACCCCGAGAAAUCGCAGCCGCUCUGCGAGCCGGCGCCUCUCUCAGGCGCCUCCGCCUCCCCGUCCCCAGCCCCGCCAGCCUGCAGCCAGCCAGCCCCCGACCAUCCCUCCAGCGCCGCCAGCAAGCAACCCAUAGUCUACCCAUGGAUGAAAAAAAUUCACGUUAGCACGGUGAACCCCAAUUAUAACGGAGGGGAGCCCAAGCGCUCGAGGACAGCCUACACCCGGCAGCAAGUCCUGGAAUUAGAGAAAGAGUUUCAUUACAACCGCUACCUGACCCGAAGGAGAAGGAUCGAGAUCGCCCACUCGCUGUGCCUCUCUGAGAGGCAGAUCAAAAUCUGGUUCCAAAACCGUCGCAUGAAAUGGAAGAAGGACCACCGACUCCCCAACACCAAAGUCAGGUCAGCGCCCCCGGCCGGCGCUGCGCCCAGCACCCUCUCCGCAGCCACCCCGGGCACUUCUGAAGACCACUCCCAGAGCGCCACGCCGCCGGAGCAGCAACGGGCAGAGGACAUUACCAGGUUAUAAAACAUAACUCACACCCCUGCCCCCACCCCAUGCCCCCAUCCUCCCCUCACACACAAAUUGACUCUUAUUUAUAGAAUUUAAUAUAUAUAUAUAUUUUGGUUCUUUUCUUUCUCCCACCUCCUCCCUUGUCAAUUCAAACAGACAAAACAGAUAAACAAACAAGCCCCCUGCCCUUCUCUCCCUUCCACUGUUUAGGACCCUUUUAAGCAUGUGAUGUUGUCUUAGCAUGGUACCUGCUGGGGUUUUUUUUAAAGGUCAUUUGGGGGGUUAUUUAUUUUUUAAGAAAAAAAGCUGCAAAAAUAUAUAUUGCAAGGUGCGAUGGUCUGGUUUGGGUGAAUUUCAGGGGAAAUGAGGAAAAGAAAAAAGGAAAGGGAGAUUUUUAAGCCAAUUCUCAUCCUUCUUCUCCUCCUCCUUCCCCCCUCUUUCCUUAGGCCUUUUGCAUUGAAAAUGCACCAGGGGAGGUUAGUGAGGGGGAAGUCAUUUUAAGGAGAACAAAGCUAUGAAGUUCUUUUGUAUUAUUGUGGGGGGGUGGGAGGAGGGGGGAGGACAGCAGACAAAGCUAAAUGCAUCUGGAGAGCCUCUCAGAGCUGUUCAGUUUGAGGAGCCAAAAGAAAAUCAAAAUGAACUUUCAGUUCAAAGAGGCAGUCUAUAGGUAGAAUCUCCCCCCACCCCCAUCGUGGUUAUUGUGUUUUUGGACUGAAUUUACUUGAUUAUUGUAAAACUUGCAAUAAAGAAUUUUAGUGUUGAUGUGAAAUGCCCCAUGAUCAAUAAUAAACCAGUGGAUGUGAAUUAGUUUUA